AUGGCAUCGAGUGACAUUGAUUUGACGGAAUUCGAUGCGUACCUGAUGGCCAAGACAUUCUUUGAUCUGAAGGAGUAUGAUCGGUGUGCGUCCGUCCUGGAAGGAUGCACCGGUCAUAAGUCGCGGUUCCUAAGACUCUACUCAAAGUAUCUUGUAGGAGAGAAAAAGCGGGAACAGGACACCCUCGAAGUAUUGGGGCCGUUAGACAACGGAAUGGCGAUCAACAAGGAACUCGAAAAGAUUGCCUUGGAGCUGUCUAAGUGCUACCAGGAUGGCGCACUCGACGCUUUUUGUAAAUAUCUGUACGGUGUAGUGUUGAUCAAACAGCAAAGAAAGAGCCUUGCAGUCGUGGUCUUAUUGGAAUCUGUGAACCAAUACCCGUACAACUGGAGCGCAUGGCUGGACCUUGGUUCCUGUCUACCCUCAUAUGCUGCUGUCAUGAAAAUCAAAGCAGAGCUACCGAUCAGCUUCAUGAUGACCUACUUUCUGUCUCAUGUCACCCUGGAGCGAUUUAGUGAUCAGUACGAAGAUGGCGCAUUGUGGCUUCAAGAGUUGUCAGAAGCGUUUCCCAAGAGCGCCUAUGUCAAGAGUGAACGUGCAAUAGCGCUCUAUCAUGCGAGAGAUUUUCCAGAGGCGGCAAAGGCAUUCGAGGAGCUGAUCAAGGAGAAUCCUCAUCGCUUGGACAGUCUGGAUGUCUUCUCGAACGUUUUGUUUGUCACAGAUAAUCGGGCACGUCUCAGUUUCCUGGCCCACAGUUGCGCCAUGACGGAUAACUACCGGCCAGAAACGUGUUGCAUCAUUGGGAACUACUAUAGCAUGAAGGCCGAGCACGACAAGGCUGUGACAUACUUUAGGAGAGCUUUACGGUUCAACAGGAGCUAUGCCUCAGCAUGGACGCUGCUUGGACACGAGUAUUUGGAGAUGAAGAAUACCUAUGCCGCCGUGGAGUCCUAUAGGAGGGCAGUAGAUUAUAAUCACCGGGACUACAGAGCAUGGAACGGAUUAGGACAGACAUAUGAGGCGCUCAAGAUGCAUUAUUACGCCCUCAAUUACUAUCAAAGAGCGACGGCAAUCCGACCUUAUGACGGCCGUAUGUGGUGUGCUAUGGCCGAGUGCUACGAGUAUCUGGAUCAGGACCUGGCGGCCAUCAAGUGCUACACGAGAGCAUUGCUAGGAUCGGACCAAGAGAAGAUGGCUCUGAAGAAGUUGCCGAAGCUGUACAAAAAGAUUGGCGAUACAGAAGCAGCGGCGCACUACUUUCGAAAGAGUCUGGAGCAGCUGCGGGAAGAACAGAGCGAAUCGGAGGACACAUCGGAGGCAUGCAUCUUUUUGGCAUUGUAUGAACGUGAGAAGGGAAACCUGACAGCGGCGUCGGACUAUGCUACAGAGGCAAUGCAAUGCUCGUCGGAGCAGCACCAGGAAGAUGCCAAGGCACUCUUGCGCGACAUUCGAAGCGUGCUUGAUACAGGUGAUUUGGACGACAUGGAAUAA
Molecule: messenger RNA, 1491 nt
Organism: Gamsiella multidivaricata
Lineage: Eukaryota; Fungi; Mortierellomycota; Mortierellomycetes; Mortierellales; Mortierellaceae
Exons: 8
Coding region: 1-1491 (496 amino acids)
Biological process (GO): cell division
Cellular component (GO): anaphase-promoting complex
Molecular function (GO): protein binding
Source: RefSeq, a predicted model, not a curated record